AUGAACACCGAAAAUAAUACGAAGAAACAAGAGAAGAAAGAUGCUGAGUUACCACUAUUCAGUUUUGAGAGCAUAUUAGCUGCAUCAAAUAAUUUCUCAAUUGUGAAUAAACUUGGAGAAGGAGGUUUUGGACAUGUCUACAAGAGCGCUAGAGGACAAGGAAUUGCGGUGAAGAUGCUUUCAAAAAGAUCUGGACAGGGAAUUGAAGAGUUUAGAAAUGAGACAAUACUAAUUGCAAAACUUCAGCAUAGAAAUCUUGUCAGGCUCUUAGGUUGUUGUAUCGAGCGAGAUGAAAAGAUAUUAAUAUAUGAGUACAUGCCCAAUAAAAGUUUGGACUUCUACCUUUUUAAUCAAAAUAAGAAAAAGAUGUUAGGUUGGGAGACACGCAUACAAAUUAUUGAAGGGAUCGCUCAAGGGUUUCUUUAUCUUCAUCAAUAUUCAAGGUUACGAAUCAUACAUAGAAAUCUAAAACAUAGUAACAUUCUCUUGGAUAGUGAAAUGAAUCAAAAAAUAUCAUAUUUUGGCAUGGCUCGAAUAGUUGGAGGCAAUGAAAAACAAGCAAACACAAAUCGAAUUGUUGGCACUUUUGGCUAUAUGUCUCCCGAAUAUGCUAUGGAUGGUUUGUAUUCAAUAAAGUCUGAUGUGUUUAGCUUUGGAGUAUUAGUGUUAGAAAUUGUGAGCGGCAGGAAGAACACUAGCUUCUAUAACAACGAGUCACUCAAUCUUCUUAGAUAUGUACGUAUGUAG
Molecule: messenger RNA, 747 nt
Organism: Corylus avellana
Lineage: Eukaryota; Viridiplantae; Streptophyta; Magnoliopsida; Fagales; Betulaceae
Source: RefSeq, a predicted model, not a curated record